UUUGGCUUUGUUUUUAUUGAGACUUCGGAUCUAGCCUGGGGUUGUAUGGCAGGAGAAGUGCCCAGAGCGGGCUGGCUCGGUUAUAGCUACACCCUUACAGGUUAGGGCUUGGGAAGGGAUGCUGAGGGGGAAAUAGAAACGGGCACCUAGGAGAAGUAAGGUAGCAGUGAGCCUGGGGCAAAUACAGUCAGAGGGUAUAAAUGUAAUAGCAGUGAGCUUGGGGCAAAUACAGUCAGAGGGUAUAAAUGUAAUAGCAGUGAGCUUGGGGCAAAUACAGUCAGAGGGUAUAAAUGUAAUAGCAGUGAGCUUGGGGCAAAUACAGUCAGAGGGUAUAAAUGUAAUAGCAGUGGGCUUGGGGCAAAUACAGUCAGAGGGUAUAAAUGUAAUAGCAGUGGGCUUGGGGCAUAGAGAGUCAGAGGGCAAAACUGUAGGGAGCUUGUGGGCAGAGAAAGUCAGGAUAAGGUAGCAGUGAGCCUGGGGCCAGAGAGAGCCAAAGCAUAACAUAUAGUAAGCUUGCAGCCAGGAAAGGUCAUAUGGCAAUGUGUUUGGGGAAAGAGGGUAAAGCAGUUGGAGUAGAGAGAAAUUAGAGAGUUUGGGGACAGAGGGAGAAAGAGCUAGCAGGGCACAGAGCAAGCAGGGCACAGCGAGAGAGCUAACAGGGCACAGCGAGAGAGCUAACGGCACACCGAGAGAGCUAACAGGGCACAGCAAGAGAGCUAGCAGGGCACAGCGAGAGAGCUAACAGGGCACAGCAAGAGAGCUAACGGCACAGCGAGAGAGCUAGCAGGGCACAGCAAGAGAGCUAACGGCACAGCGAGAGAGCUAACAGGACACAGCAAGAGAGCUAGCAGGGCACAGCGAGAGAGCCAGCAGGACACAGCGAGAGAGCCAGCAGGGCACAGCAAGAGAGCUAGCAGGGCACAGCAAGAGAGCUAGCAGGGCACAGGGAGAGAGCUAGCAGGACACAGCAAGAGAGCUAACAGGGCACAGCGAGAGAGCUAGCAGGACACAGCGAGAGAGCUAACAGGACACAGCGAGAGAGCUAACAGGGCACAGCGAGAGAGCUAGCAGGACACAGCGAGAGAGCUAACAGGGCACAGCGAGAGAGCUAGCAGGACACAGCAAGAGAGAGCUAGCAGGACACAGCGAGAGAGAGCUAGCAGGACACAGCAAGAGAGCUAGCAGGAGACACACAGGAAACUAGUAGAAGACACAGAAAUCUAGAAGGAGACACAGAGAGAAAGCUAGUAGGAGGCAGAGAGAGUAGCAAAAGGAAGAAAAAGAGUAGCAGUAGACUGAGAUAGAACUAGCUGGUGACAGAGCUAGCAGGAGAAACAGUGAGCUAGCAGGAGACAGAAAGAGAGCUAACAGAAGAAAGGUAUCUAGUAAGAGGCAGAUAGUAGCAAGAGGAAGAAAGAGAGUAGCUGAGGACAGAGAGGGAGCUAGAAGGAGACAGUAAAAGAGCUAGCAGGAGACAAAGAAAGACCUAACAAGACAGUAAGAGCGCUAGCAGGAGAGAGAGAAUGCUAGCAGCAGACAGAUCUAACAGAAGACACGGAGAAAGAUAGUAGGAGACAGAGAGAGGGUUAUCAGAAAGGUAGUAGGAAAUAGAGAGCGUAGCAGAAGGUAGAAAAAGAGUAGCAGGAGAGAGAGCUAGCAGGAGACAGUGAGUAGCAGGAGACAGUAAAAUAUAUAAAGAAUGAUUUAGUAACUGAAAAACUGUAAAGAGAAAAUUAGGUGAGGUGAGCAGCGAGUGCAGCAAGGAGUUGCUAAUAGAGAGGGAAGGGGGAAAAUGAAUGACUUUACAAGGGGGGAGAAUAAAAAGGUAAGAAAGUGAGCUGCCAGCAGUGAGAGAGGAAGAACAGAGAUACAGCAGGGAAUAAAAGAGAGGGAGUUGGAAAAAGCAAAGGGAGAGGGAGAGUGUAGAGAAAAUAAAGAGAGCUGUAAACAACAAGAGUGCCAGAAUUAAAGAGAGAGCUGGGAGCAGAGUGUGGUCAGGUACAGAAGAGUGAGCAGUGAGCAUAAAGUGAGAGAGAGAAUAAGACAGUGAGAUAGGACUAAUCAGUGAGAGUGAGAGGAGAAGCUGAUAGAGCAAGUGUCAGAGAGGGGAAGGAGCACGCAGGAGAAGGGGGCAGGGAGCACUCAGAGAAAGAGAAACAAAGGUAGAAGGUAUCAGUAAAAUCCAAGAGGAACAAGGAGAGACGGCAGAAAAGAGAACAAAGAGAGAGCAAGAGAACGGGAAUUGCAGACAGGAGAACCGUUGAGAGCUAGAAAGAGGACAAGAGACCACUGAGAGAAGCAGUCUUUAGAGAGGCUUUGGGAGAAGAUAGGGGGAGCACACAGAGAGCUGGGGGAUUGCCUUUCUGCCAGCUGCUGUAGUCCCUGGACCAUAGCCUUUUCUCCUGGAGUCUCUGUAAUCCGGUGGGUUCACUGCCGCCUUCUCAUACUCAGUGACCCCCUCUACUGCCGGCUCAUUUAUUGUCCCUUCCUGCAUAGAGGGUGACGGGAGUUGACAACAGCAUGUCCCGAAAGAAGAGCCAGAAGAGUAAGGGCAGCAACUCCCCCUCUUCCUGUGGCAUUCCACCAGCCAAAGAGAAUGGCAAGGUGGGCUCUGAAGCCCACACCAAUGGAAUGGUGCUGUCCGGGCGCCCAUCUCUCAGCAACAGCGGGGAGUUUUACGACAUUGCUUUCAAGGUGAUGUUGGUGGGAGACUCUGGAGUUGGGAAGACGUGCCUCCUUGUGAGAUUUAAGGACGGGGCAUUUCUGGCCGGAAGCUUCAUCUCCACUGUUGGGAUUGACUUUCGGAAUAAGGUGUUAAAUGUGGAUGGAGUCAAGGUGAAAUUACAGAUAUGGGACACGGCAGGACAGGAGAGGUUCCGAAGCGUAACACAUGCAUACUACAGAGACGCGCAUGCUUUGCUCUUACUGUACGACGUGACCAACAAGAGUUCUUUCGACAACAUCCAGGCCUGGCUAACGGAGAUCCAUGAAUACGCACAAAAAGACGUGGUCAUCAUGCUGCUGGGAAAUAAGGUGGAUUCAACUCAUGAACGUGUGGUAAAGAUAGAGGAUGGAGAGCGUUUGGCAAAGGAAUACGGAGUGCCCUUCAUGGAGACCAGUGCCAAGAGUGGGUUAAACGUGGACUUGGCGUUCAUUGCUAUUGCAAAAGAACUGAAGCACAGGUCGAUGAAGCUGCCCAACGAACCCAAAUUCAAACUUCACGACUAUGUCAAAAAGGAAGUAAAGGGCUCAGGUUGCUGUAAAUCCUGAUCCUGCCGCGCCCGCCGGAAGCCAGAGGGGGAAGAGCCAUCCUACAAUUCCUGUACAGAGACUGACGAGAGCGUUUCGGCAUCUCCGCCAAUGGGGCAAUGAGCCCCGCUUCAGCACAGACCCAUUCCUUGUGGAGAGUAUCUGUCUGUGCAUGUCUGUGUUCGUUCUUCUGUGAGGGUAGCAAUCUGAUGUGUUGAACAAAAGGACAUCUAAACCAGUUACAGUCCUGCAGUGACUGCACAGGUUAACUACACAGGGAUGGACACAGCGGGAAUGUCCACAAUAAUUAUAAAUGUUAAUCGUUACCCAUAAUGGGAAAAGGAAUCCCCCCCCCGUGUGUGUGUGACAACUUUAAUUGGGGGCACUUGUGCCAUGCAUUCCCCCCGCCAUAUCCCAUUGAGGAAAAAACUUUAGAUGUCCUUUUGUCUGCGGCUGUCGUACUUCCGACCAGUGUGUUUAUGGCUUUGUUUGUUGUGGAGCUUUUUUCUUUUUGCUUGAACUAUUUAGUAUUGGACUUUUUUAUAUCAUCCCAUAGUGGUACCGGCAGCUGUGCUGAGCUGCCUCUUACAACAGGGCGCUGUUCCCACUCAUUACGCUUUUGUCUAGACGCAUAUUCUCCGCUAGGGUUUAUAAAUGGCCAAUCCCGUCAGCAUCGGUCCCACGUGUGAUUGGACAGAAAUAGAUGCAAUCCACCUAUCACUGCGCACACAGGACUGACUUCCUGCAGCGUUACUAGCGGCUAAUCCCAAAAUACUGGGACAUUCAUUGUGUGUAAAGGAGAUGGUAAUAUCACACAUUGGCUGGUAUAUUAAGGCCUUAUUUUGCCCACAGCUAGCAACCAACCAGAUGUUUGUAAAUGCUACCUGCUGAUUGGUUGCUCGGAGUUAUUUAAUAAGUCCCAAAAUGAUACUAUCCUAUGCCCUUGAUCGAACCUGAAAAAAAAAAAAAAAUAUAUAUAUAUAUAUAUAUAUAUAUAUGCCUAGCAGUAUUUCCUUCAUGCUCCUAUGAGAGCUUUUUCUAAUGUCCUUAAGCAGCACCUUCUCACUAUCAUAAAGAAUGAGGGCAUUUCUUCAGACUGUACACAGAUAGUAGAAGCCCCAAUAAGCAGUUUACUAUAAAUAGUUGCUGUAACUACAACCGCUGGAGAGAUAAUUUUAGAAGAGGCAGGGAUGCCAGUUAAGCUCUGUGUAAGGUUUGCCUGCCGAAGCUGCUCAAUUGGUAAGGUUGCCAAACGAAUGGAUCUCUGGCCGGUUUGCUCUCACUGGGACAAAUUGUGCUGAUCCAAUCACUGGUGCCUGGGAGGCAAACUCAGGGCCUAGAGACCUGUUGGGCAAGGACUGCAACAAUAUGCCAAUGUAGCCCUUGCCAGACUGGAUCUUCAGACAGGUACCAAUUGGAAGGCACUUGGUUGGCCGACAUCAAUGGGCCAAUAAGGUGAUAACAGUGUCUGCAGGAGCCCAGCCAGUAGCUUACAUAGGCUCUGGGUUACAGGAAAGAGACUACUAAAGACCAACCAAACUCUUGUCCUGAGCCAGAAACUUUUAUAUGGAGGGAAAGAUAUCAUGACCAUAUAGUAUACGCAAGCUGGAACAGCCUAUGAUUUUUUGUUAUAAUAUUUUGGUUCAACGUGUACAGGGCUAAACAUGUAAUAGCUUAUUCCGUGCAAAAGGAAGUGACCAGCAUUUGGCAAGUAGCUGAUAUCGUGCUAGCUGUGUAUAACUGCUCACCGUUACUUAUAUAUAAACUUUUGUAAAACAUGAGAAAUAAAACAUUGCGCUUAAUACGAGA
Xenopus tropicalis (tropical clawed frog) is the source of this 5058-nucleotide messenger RNA. RefSeq names its product RAB26, member RAS oncogene family (gene rab26). Bases 2521 to 3270 code for a protein of 249 amino acids. The transcript has 9 exons. Lineage: Eukaryota; Metazoa; Chordata; Amphibia; Anura; Pipidae. Gene Ontology annotation, molecular function: GTPase activity; G protein activity; GTP binding. The record is from RefSeq and is a predicted model, not a curated record.